Octodon degus (degu) is the source of this 4912-nucleotide messenger RNA. RefSeq names its product interleukin 12 receptor subunit beta 2 (gene Il12rb2). The transcript is spliced from 16 exons. The record is from RefSeq and is a predicted model, not a curated record. Gene Ontology annotation, biological process: cytokine-mediated signaling pathway. Gene Ontology annotation, molecular function: cytokine binding; cytokine receptor activity. NCBI's taxonomy places the organism in Eukaryota, Metazoa, Chordata, Mammalia, Rodentia, Octodontidae. Gene Ontology annotation, cellular component: external side of plasma membrane; signaling receptor complex; membrane. Bases 109 to 2598 code for a protein of 829 amino acids.
CCCGGCCGGCGAGAGCGCUGCGGGCCGCUGGAGGAGGGAGCCCGGCCCGGACCCUGCAGGCGCAGGCGGCGCGGGACAGCACAGAGCCGUGGCCCCCGCCGACUGUUCAUGGCACGGGCUGUGAGAGGCUGCUCGCUGGCGCCUGUGUUUAUAACCCUGUGGCUGUUGAUCGAGGCUCAGAUAGACGUGUGCAAGCUCGGCCACGUCACCGUGACCCCGGCCCGCGUCGUGGCUAUCGGCUCGGCCGUCGACAUCGCGUGCGCCCUGAAGCCCGGGCAGGGCUGCCAGCCCCGCUCCAGCCGCCGCAGCCAGCUGAUCCUCUACCGGGCCAACAGGGAAGUCGCCGCCCAGCGUGGCCAGACCCUCAGCACCCACGUCUCGGACCUGCCCCCGGGCACAACCCUGUUUGUCUGCAAGCUGGCCUGCGCAGGAGGCCCCCGGGUCCGGGUGUGCGGCGUCGAGAUCUCCGUGGGCGCCGCGCCAGAGCCACCUGGAAACAUGUCCUGUGUGCAGGAGGGACAGCGUGGAACCGUGGCCUGCUCCUGGGACCCAGGCCGCACCACCCACCUGUACAACAACUACACGCUAUUGCUAGAGGGACCGAAGAAUUUCACUUGGCGGAAGCAUUGCGGUAAUUACUGUCAUCACUUGGACCUUGGAAUCAACCUCACCCGGGAGCAGCUUGAAUCCAGGUUCACAGCCCAGGUCACUGUCGCCAACCGCCUGGGGCAAGCGUCCUCGGCUCCAUUCACGUUCACCCUCCUGGACAUAGCGAAGCCACUUCCUCCGUGCAACGUCCAGGUCCAGUUCCUGAACAGCUCUGGCAGCCGCUGCAGCCUGCGCUGGAGUGAUGAGGCCUGGGUACUGCUGAACCGGCUCCGGUACCGGCCCCAGGGCAGCGCAGAUUGGAGGACGGUCAACGUGACUGAUGCCAGGGGGAGGCAGGACCUGCUGCACCUGGAGCCCUUCACGGAGUACGAAUUCCAGGUGUCCUCCAGGCCGCAUCUUUCCCGGGGCGGCUGGAGCAGUUGGAGCGAGCCCCUGCGAGUGCACACACCGGAGGAAAAGCCCUCGGGGAUGCUGGACGUGUGGUUCCGGAGCUGGCGCUUGGGCGAUGACCAGCGUGUCUCCCUGUUCUGGAAGAGCCUGGACGUAGUGGAUGCAAGAGGGAAGAUCCUGCACUACCAGGUGACUCUGCAGGAGACGACGCCGACAGGCACGGCCGCGCUGCACAACACCACAGGAGGCACCUCCUGGACCUGGGUCAUCCCCAGCACCGGGACGUGGGCUGCAGCUGUGUCCGCGGUCAACUCCAAAGGAAGCUCCCGGCCCACACGCGUGGCCCUAGUGGACCUGUGCAGCGCAGGGUCGCUGGCGCCCCGUGAACUCUCCACGCGCACGCAAGCUGGGGACGACAUCGCGGUGAGCUGGCAGCCUCCCACGCAUGGCCCCGCAGUGCAGCAGUACGUGGUGGAGUGGACGAUGCUGGCCGCGCAUGAUCUUCAGGCCGCCCCAGGCUGGCUGCGGCUCCCCUCCUCCAACAGGUCCGCGGUCAUCUCAGAGAACAUAGAGCCCUACGUGUGCUACGAAGUCCGCGUGUUCGCACUGUCGGGGGACCAAGGCGGGUGCAGCUCUGUCCUGGGCAACUCCAAGCACAGAGUACCGCUAAGCGGCCCCCGCAUCGAGGCCGUUGUGGAGGACAAGGGGCGUGUCCUGGUGUCCUGGAGCCCCAGCCCAGCCCCGGAGCAGGUGGGCUGCAUCCUGCACCUCCGGAUAUACUGGCGGGAACAGGACUCCAGCGCCCCCCUGGGGCUCCGGGAGGUGGCCCCCAGACUUGCCCAGAAUUCAUACCCACUCUCGGGCCUGCAGCAUGGGGUGACCUACAUGCUGUGGAUGACCGCAGUGACAGCUGCCGGUGAGGGUCCCCCAGGAAACCAAAGGGAAUUUCGCCUUCAGGGGAGAGCCAGCUGGAGCGCCAUCCUGAUCCCCAGCGCCUGCAUGGCUGUCCUCACCGUGGGCGUCUUCUCCACGCGCUACUUCCGGCAAAAGGUGCUUGUUCUGCUGUCGGCCCUCCAGGCGCAGUGGUGGGACCCAGGGAUCCCGGACCCCGCGAACAGCACCUGGGCCAGGAGCUUCCUGCUGGAGGAGGAGAGGUCGCCGCUGCCAGUGGACAGGGUGAAGGCAGCUGUCUGCCCACUGGAGGAGCCCGAGCCCCUGGUCAUCAAUGAGGUCCUGCACAGCUGGCCCAGGCGGGUCCAGGAAGACAGAGGCCACUUGGUGCGCACGGAGGAGCUGGGGGGUGGAGGCUGCAGCCCGCCCCCCACGGGCGCCCUGUACAAGGUGCUGGAGGCCCGGGGCAUGGGCCCAGCGCAGGGGGUGCCGCUCCCAGGCCCUGAUGGCUACCUGCCCACCAGCCCGGGCGACAAGGCCACUGGCGGAACCCUGUUGCCCCUCCCAGAGCCCUCAGAAGAGCUGACGCCGCAGCGCAUCACCCUCUCUGUCUUCACAACUGGCUCCCUGCCUCCACUAGGCAAGACCUGUGGCCCCAGGCUGACCCUGGACCAGCUGAGGAUGGGCUGUGACUCACCAGUGCUCUGAGCCUGCGAGGUCACAAGUCCUGGGUGGGCAGCCAGUACAGACAUCAGCUCAGCCUGUGGACCUUGUCAGAGCCCUCUUGGCAGCCUUCACUACACAAAGAGAAAACCACAAGGAGAUGGGCUGGCCCCACAUCACACGCCUUGGUCCUGCCUCAGUCUCCUGAGCACUGGGGUUGCAGGCAGGUGGCCCCACUCUCGACCACUGUCGCGCAUGUGUACGGGGGUGGGACGGAACCAGCCUGAGCCUGGGAGGCAAGCACUGCACGCAGCGGUUGUCCCGUCACAGCUCCAGAGGAGGAGCAGCCCUGCCCUCCUUGCUGGCCAAGACUGUAACAUGCUCCUGUGGAAGCCCCUUUUGUUGGGCUGGAAGGCAGGCAGCUGGAGCUGUCACACAGGCCUCUCUGCCCUGCGCACAGGGCCCCGGCCUGAGCUUGGAGUGGCUGCUGUGUACGAGCGGAGCUGCCAGUGCGCAUGCACGUGGCACCACACACAAACACCCUGCACACGUACGCACCCUGCGCUCGCACACAUGCCGUCCACCUGUGCCACCUCUGGGCCCCGUGCACCCUUCCCACCUUUUCUCCCUGUGCAGCCUAGAGGCUGUGUCCGCAGCGCUCGGCCUCCCUACCCCUCCGGGCAGACAUCUCUCCAGCCAGUGGGGCCCCAGGGAACAGCACUGCCAGGUGUCCUGAGGUUUGGAAAGAACCCUGCGCCAAGGUGGUGGCCCCAGGCCCCGGAUGAGCCCCAGGAAGAGCUGCUGCGGGCAGCAACAGCUCCUUCUGAGCUGCCCCACCCGGUGUCGCCAGCCUGCCCAGGGGCUCGGGGCAAGAGAGGCAUUGCGUGCUCACUGCCCCCGGCUCCUCUCCUGACCUGCUUUAGGGAUGGGGCAGCGGGACUCAGGGGCUCAUCCACCUGCACACAGAGCCGCUUCUAAGCAGUCCACAUUUUCUCCAGCAGCCACUGGUUCUCUCCCAGGUGAUGACCCUAAGCAGCACCAAGUCCAUGGCUCUUUGGCAAACCUCGCUGGCUGUCCCCUACCAGAGAUGCUGGCGCAGCUCUUCCAUCCAUAGGCAAUGGCACUUUCCUUAAGAGAACUGUUCCUUCCUGAAGACCUGUUUCCCAAAUCUUUCUCAUCCUCCCUCCCCCGAACCAAGACAAGGCUUUAUUGUGUCAUUCAGGCUGGCCUCAAAGUCAAAGUGACCUCCUGCCUCAGCCUCCCCAGUGCCGGGGUUACGGGUGUGUGCUGCCCAGAUACUUUACCGGCUGUGUAGCUCCAGCAGCCCUUUUCUGCUGUGGCUUCCGGGGCUAGCAUGUGCCUCACAUGGGCUGCCAGGGGCCAUAUAGCUGUUAAGGAAAAUGAGCUGCUGGAUGUCGUGACCAGCCGUGACCAGCGCCAGUCUUGGAGAUGGUGGUGACAGAGUAAAGCAGUGUGAGCCGCACCUGCUGUGCACCUGGAUCCCACCUGGUUAACAGCGAACAUGUGCUCUGGAAAGCGCCUGUGUAAUCCAGGUCUCCUGUGCACUGGCCCAAAGCUCCUCAGACUUCUGAGAUGCGCUCUUGCUGCGCAGCCCAGGCCGGCCGCUAGCAUGGUGAGCCUCCUGCCUCUGCCUCCCAAGUGCUGAGGUUACAGGUGUGCGUGCUGUGCUUGGCAAGAAGCUCCUAACAGACUUCGGCCGGUAAAGCCUUCAUGAAGACGUGAGACGUGCACCGACAGAGGGGAAUGCGGGAUGAAGCUGCAGCCCGAGCAUUCGGUCAGGUUCCCGAGCACCAAGUGCGCAGUUUCAAGCAGCUGUCCGCCAGCUCACUCUGCACGCAGGUGGAGACGAGGGAACCCAGCUCCUGCAGUGAGCGUCCCAGACGCCAGAAUGUGUACCGUCAUGACAAUGCCCUCGGCAGUCGGAUGUCAACAAAUCAACUUGAGUAAAACCACUUCCCAUGCAAUUUGAACAUAGAUCAGGAGCAGCUUGGUUGACUCACUCAAGGGAGAGGAACAGGCAUGGCUGACAGGCACUCCCCGGGGCCUGGCCACUUGGGUGGGGACAGAGGCAACUCUGCAGGCAAGGCAUGGAUGGGAGGCCUGGGGUCCAGGCUCCAGCGCGGCUGAGGAGCACACGGAACCCAGUGCACAGCCCUGGGGGUGCCUGGGAAGGGGAGGGCAGGGACAAUUCCCACACGAAUGACCUCACGUAGCUCCCAGGACAACUCGGAAUCCCUUCACUGCACUGCCUUGCUAGUGCACACCCUGAAAAGUAUCCUGUUUUCUUGCGGGAAACGUUAAGUGUGCAAAUAACCAAAAUGUGUAAGACACUGGGAAU